AUGACGACCCCUACCCCGUCUAUUGCGGUCCAAGGCCUCUCAUAUAAAUUCCAAGAUGGUUCUGACGGUCUUGAGAAUGUCACUCUUGACCUACCUGCGGGUAGUCGAACGCUUCUGAUCGGCGCCAACGGCGCGGGUAAAACCACCCUCCUCCGUCUCCUCUCCGGCAAGAAACUCGCCCCCACGAACACCAUCACCGUCGGCGGCCUCGACCCUUUCAAAGACAGCCUCGAAGGCGUCACCUACCUCGGCGUCGAAUGGGUGCUCAACAGCAUCGUCCGCACCGAUAUUGACGUGCCGACCCUCCUCGCCUCCGUCGGUGGCAACCACUGGCCCGAGCGCCGCGACGAACUCAUCGAGAUUCUCGACAUUGACCUCUCCUGGCGCAUGCACGCCGUCUCCGAUGGCGAGCGACGUCGUGUGCAACUUGCCAUGGGUCUGCUCCGACCAUGGACUGUGCUCCUGCUGGAUGAAAUCACGGUUGACCUGGACCUGCUUUCGCGGAGCAACUUCCUGGCGUUUUUGAAGCGGGAAACGGAGUCUCGGCCCUGCACGAUUGUGUAUGCCACUCAUAUCCUGGAUAAUCUGGCGCAGUGGCCUACGCAUCUGGUGCACAUGCAUCUGGGCAAAGUGAAGGCGUGGGGCUCAGUAGAGACGUUCUACAAUCAGGUCCCGGAUUGGACGUCGGAGAAUAGUCGGUUGGGUGAACUGGUGCUGAAGUGGUUGAAGGAGGAUCUCAAAGCGCGCGGACCACGAAACGAUGGCUCUUCGAGUCAGGCAAAGACGUACGGCGCCAUGAAUGAGAUUGGUGGAUAUGGACUGGAGAAGCGAAGUGAUUAG
Molecule: messenger RNA, 840 nt
Organism: Penicillium diatomitis
Lineage: Eukaryota; Fungi; Ascomycota; Eurotiomycetes; Eurotiales; Aspergillaceae
Product: putative ABC transporter
Exons: 2
Coding region: 1-840 (279 amino acids)
Molecular function (GO): ATP hydrolysis activity; ATP binding
Source: RefSeq, a predicted model, not a curated record